AUAUAGAUCUCUACCUGGAGACCCCAUCAAUCUAUAGAUCUCUACCUGGAGACCCCAUCAAUCUAUAGAUCUCUACCUGGAGACCCCAUCAAUCUAUAGAUCUCUACCUGGAGACCCCAUCAAUCUAUAGAUCUCUACCUGGUUCCCAACAAUUUGCUCUAUUUGGUUCAUGCUGAUCUGAAGAUCUUUGUACCUGGUGAUCCCUAACUGGCACCCAUCAGCCAGUAGAUCUCUGUACCUGGCUGCCUCUGAUCAAAACACCUCUCUACCUGGUGAUCCACACCUGAUUCCCACUGAUCAGUAUCCCUCCACUUGGUCAUCCUUCCCUGGCUCCUAUCCGUGUCUACCUGGUAAAACCUACCUGGCUCUCAUCAGUCUAUAUAGAAUUUAGUAUUUGGUGAUUCCUGGAUGUUUAUCAUCAGCCUGUAGAUAUAUCUUUACCUGGCUCCCAUCAAUAUGAAGAUCUAUACCUUGUGAUCAUUGGCUGGCUCUUUACAGAUAAAUAUAUAGAUCUCUAUUUAUACAUAGAGAGGGGGAGACCUCUCUUUUCCUGGUGAUUCCCCCUCCUUUCCUGGAGGUGACAGCCUGGCUUUGAAUGGGUGUCUAACGGUGGCUGAGGAGAGGAGAGGCCCGGAGGAGACGGACGCUUGAAUGGCAUCUAUAAACUUUCUGAUGUCUGACACUUGCCUGGAGAGGAUAAAACAGACGUGUUCGUGUGUGACUAGAGAAGUUUUGUGGUUUGCGGCUGGACUCUCCCCUCCAUUCCCUGGAUAUGAGACUUGAAAGAAGACGAUGCAUACAGGAGGAGAGACUUCAGCAUGCAAACCGUCAUCUGUCCGGCUUGCACCAUCAUUUUCAUUCCAUCCUACCGGCCUUCCGAUGGCUGGACAAAUGCCCCAUUCACAUCAGCAGUACAGUGACCGCCGUCAGCAGAACCUAAAUGACCCACAAGUAUCUGCCUUAUCUUACAAUGACCAGAAUCCACCUUUGGCAAACCAGCGACGGAUGCCCCAAACCUUUCGUGAUCCAACUGCAGCUCCUCUAAGGAAAUUGUCAGUUGACUUGAUUAAAACUUACAAACACAUUAAUGAGGUCUACUAUGCAAAAAAGAAACGGCGGCAUCAGCAAGGCCAAGGAGACGAUUCCAGUCAUAAGAAGGAGAGGAAAGUUUACAAUGAUGGCUAUGAUGAUGACAACUAUGACUAUAUCGUAAAAAACGGUGAAAAGUGGAUGGAUAGAUAUGAAAUAGACUCUCUGAUUGGGAAGGGUUCUUUUGGCCAGGUUGUAAAGGCUUAUGAUCGUGUGGAACAGGAGUGGGUGGCAAUUAAAAUAAUAAAGAACAAGAAAGCUUUCCUAAAUCAAGCCCAAAUCGAAGUGCGACUCCUUGAGCUCAUGAACAAACAUGACACAGAAAUGAAGUACUAUAUCGUGCACCUAAAACGCCAUUUUAUGUUCCGAAACCACCUCUGUCUAGUAUUUGAAAUGCUCUCCUACAACCUCUACGACCUGUUGCGGAACACCAAUUUCCGUGGUGUUUCUCUCAAUCUGACACGAAAGUUUGCCCAGCAGAUGUGCACGGCACUGCUAUUUCUAGCAACUCCAGAGCUCAGUAUCAUUCACUGUGACCUAAAGCCUGAGAAUAUCCUGCUUUGUAACCCUAAACGAAGUGCUAUCAAGAUUGUGGAUUUUGGAAGUUCAUGCCAACUGGGGCAGAGGAUAUACCAGUAUAUUCAAUCUCGCUUUUAUAGAUCUCCAGAGGUUUUAUUAGGAAUGCCUUAUGAUCUUGCAAUUGACAUGUGGUCCCUUGGAUGCAUUUUAGUGGAAAUGCACACUGGAGAGCCCCUGUUCAGUGGGGCCAACGAAGUGGACCAGAUGAAUAAAAUUGUGGAAGUUUUGGGGAUCCCCACUGCUCACAUCCUAGACCAAGCACCAAAAGCCAGGAAGUUCUUUGAGAAGUCAACAGAUGGCACCUGGAACUUAAAGAAGACCAAAGAUGGAAAGAAGGAAUACAAAUUGUCAGGAACCCGGAAGCUUCACAUUAUACUUGGAGUAGAAACUGGUGGGCCUGGUGGACGCAGAGCUGGGGAAUCGGGUCACACUGUAGCGGACUACUUGAAGUUUAAAGACCUAAUUUUAAGGAUGCUAGAUUAUGAUGCCAAGACACGUAUCCAACCUUAUUAUGCCCUGCAACAUAGUUUCUUUAAGAAAACUGCUGAUGAAGGUACCAACACAAGUAAUAGUGUAUCUACAAGUCCAGCAAUGGAGCAGUCCCAAUCAUCUGGAACCACCUCUAGUACAUCAUCUAGCUCAGGUGGUUCCUCUGGGACCAGCAACAGUGGGAGAGCUAGGUCAGACCCAACUCACCAGCAUCGGCAUAGUGGGGGACAUUUUACUGCUGCUGUUCAAGCUAUGGAUUGUGAAGCACACAGUCCUCAGGUUCGGCAACCAUUUCCUCCACCCGUUGGUUGGACGGUCACUGAAGCCCCUACCCAAGUUACAAUUGAAACGCACCCUGUUCAAGAAACUACAUUUCAUGUUCCUCAUUCACAACAAAAUGUAUCACAUCACCAUGGGAAUAGCUCUCAUCACCACCACCACCAUCACCACCAUCAUGGACCGCAAAUCCUUGGGAACCGGACGAGGCCCAGGGUCUACAACUCUCCUUCAAAUAGCUCCUCUACCCAGGAUUCUAUGGAGAUCGGACAUAGCCACCACUCCAUGACAUCUUUGUCUUCCUCAGCUACUUCUUCCUCAACAUCUUCCUCCUCUACCGGUAACCAAGGCAAUCAGGCCUACCAGAAUCGCCCUGUGGCUGCUAACACCUUAGACUUUGGACAGAAUGGAACUAUGGGUGUUAAUUUAACAGUCUUUUCAAAUCCCCGCCAAGAGACUGGCAUCUCUGGACAUCCAACAUACCAGUAUUCUGCGAAUACAGGCCCUGCCCACUAUGUAACUGAAGGACAUCUGACUAUGAGGCAAGGAAUUGAACGAGAAGAAUCGCCCAUGACAGGAGUUUGCGUUCAGCAAAGUCCUGUGGCUAGCUCGUGACUAAAUUCUAUAUAGGUUUGUUUCUUGUGGAUUUUUAUUUUUUUUAUUUUUUGUUCUUUAAAAACAAAAAAAAAUGUUAGUGUCUUCAUAUUUUUUUUUAGUUAUUGGGUUUUGUUUUUAUUUAUUUUUUUAUUUUGUUAGAUUUUAUUUUGUGUGUUAGAAGUGGUUAUGUUUUUCUGCAAAGUGCAAAAGCUGCUUUAAUCAGAAGGAGAUAAAACACAUGUAACUGCUACAACAGGGAAAGGCUGACUAUUUUUUUAAACUUGAAAUGAUUGCAAAGGGACAUUGAAGUGAAACUAUUUUUAUUUUUUUAGAGCUGCUUCCAAACCCACCACGUUGGAUAGCUCCAAAUUACCACCUCUCCUUUUGCUUACCCCAUUUAAUUGUACACUCUUAUCACGAUUAUUUUAUAAAGAUCAUAUAUGUAUUUGUAUAUACAUAUAUAUUUAUAUAUUUUAACCAUAGUAUGUAAUACUUAACAUAGUUGCCAACAUGGUAAAAGCAACAUUAAGUAACAGAGUAUCCCAACAAGUAAGUCUUUGGCAUCUAUUUGUCCAAUAAAACAUGGGCACAGAUGCGCAGUACUGUAUAGAGAAGAGGGACCUUUAACCUUCUAAACACACAAGCUAUGAGGCUCUACUUAUGUUAUCUAGAGGGAAGGUUAAACUGUUGUAUUGCAGUCAUCUUGGUAAGUAGUGGUCAUAAAAUCUCUUGGCAUGAAUCUGCUAAGUAGCGGUGAAAUGAGAUUGUGAAUCUUGCCAGUGAAAGAACAGUCAGCGUAAUAGUAAAAUUCAACUUGUCCCAUAUUUUAUUUUUUCUGUUUUUUAUUUUGCUUUGAUUUGUGUUUUUUUUAUUCACUGAAAAGCAAUCAGAUGGCCCAUCUUGGCCAGUCAUGGGAAGGUCUAAGUGACAUUGUUUUAGGAUAAUUUUUGGCCUUGUGGAUCUGGACUCUAAUAUGGAAGAGCCUGCCAUUUUAGAUGCAAUCGUUUUUUUGGACAUGGUUGUGCAAUUAGCUCUAAAUGCUGAAAAAACACAGAAUGGGGUAAUUCAAGAGGCCUUUCUUUUAAAAUAGACUUUUGUGACCCGCUAAUUGUAGAAUUUGGCAAGGCCGCUUGGUUUGUCAUAAAGUUGACUUCUCUAAUGGUUGAAAGUCACAGUGGUAGUGGUUUGCUAUUGAAGGAAAUAACUACAACUGUGUCCUUCCUGC
This is a messenger RNA of Pelobates fuscus (common spadefoot toad), 4255 nucleotides long. RefSeq names its product dual specificity tyrosine phosphorylation regulated kinase 1A (gene DYRK1A). Gene Ontology annotation, cellular component: nucleus. The coding region runs from base 793 to 3048 and encodes 751 amino acids. Gene Ontology annotation, biological process: positive regulation of DNA-templated transcription; peptidyl-serine phosphorylation; protein autophosphorylation. Lineage: Eukaryota; Metazoa; Chordata; Amphibia; Anura; Pelobatidae. The record is from RefSeq and is a predicted model, not a curated record. The transcript is spliced from 13 exons. Gene Ontology annotation, molecular function: transcription coactivator activity; ATP binding; protein serine/threonine/tyrosine kinase activity.